Ostrea edulis (European flat oyster) is the source of this 1892-nucleotide messenger RNA. RefSeq names its product orexin receptor type 2-like. Gene Ontology annotation, cellular component: membrane. Gene Ontology annotation, biological process: neuropeptide signaling pathway. Lineage: Eukaryota; Metazoa; Mollusca; Bivalvia; Ostreida; Ostreidae. Gene Ontology annotation, molecular function: neuropeptide Y receptor activity. The record is from RefSeq and is a predicted model, not a curated record. The transcript is spliced from 3 exons. The coding region runs from base 585 to 1796 and encodes 403 amino acids.
AAUUUGGUCACUCUCUCCUCUCGUAUUAAAAUUCAUUAUUACGUAUGUAUUUCCAUCCUAUUCACUAAUUUCAUUAUAUGAAAUUAUCACAGUGUGGUGUAUUAGGAACGAUUACUCGACAUUGACAUUUACAGGGCAAUCUGACAGAGGCUUUUGUACAGGACUAUCCUUUGUCAAUAUAAAGAUGCCCGUGUUGUGUGUAUUGGAUUAAGUCGAUGAACUACUGCGAUAAAUAUAAAAAUUUGAAGUUAAUCCUCGAGCGUUCGAUCAGGGAUCAGUAGGUAUGCAGCAGUCAUACGUCAUAUUACAGUAAGACCUGUCCCUCCGGGCACCUGCUGACUGACUCACGGGUAAAUAACCACACUUCGACAAGGUGUAAUGCUGAGAGGAAGUUCUGUGUACAUGUAUCAGUGUGUCAAAGUUGUUUGGUGAAUUUGGGAGAUUUCUGAAUAACGUAACAUCAAUUUAGAAUUUCUCUUCAAACUCCAGCGAGAAGGACGUAGAAAUAUGACGGAGGAAUGAGCUGAUCCGGAGCUCGUCGGAUCCCGGCAACGAGGGUGUGGACUUAUUCUGGAUAUUACAAGAUGAGUGAUGUAAACAUGGCAAAUACAACAGAAGAGUUUUCAAAUGAAACUACCGUCGUCACAGAAACGACAACCAUGGGGAUGGAGGAGAUCGAGGCUCAAAUGUUACUGCACAAACUAAACGACGAGAUGGCGCUGCGUUAUCUUCCGGUCAUUGUGUACAUGUUGAUUCUAAUGUUGGUCGGAAUUUUCGGCAAUAUUUUGGUGUGUUGUGUGUAUUGCAGUAAGCCAAAGAAAACCUCAUCCCAUUACUUCAUCUUGAAUCUCGCCGUCCUUGACCUUUUGACCUGUGUUAUUGGCAUGCCAACGGAAGUGACGGACCUUCGAUAUCCCUACAUGUUUUAUGCUCCCGCGGCCUGCAAACUGCUAAGAUUUGUGGAAUCAGUGUCGAUAAUCGGUUCGUCAAUCACACUGAUCGCAGUGGCGUUCGAUCGAUAUUAUAGAAUUUGUAAACUGGGAAGACAAAUAUCGGUUAAAAAAUCCCAGAUAAUCUGUGUUAUCGCUGUGAUAAUUGGGAUUCUCUCAUCCUGGCCAGCGUGCCUUCUGUUCGGUGAGAAGACAAUAGAUCUAGGUAUACCGGGGGUGAAGGGUGUGGAUUGUUCCACGGACGAUUCCGUCAGACACACUAUUUAUCCCACACUGUAUUAUGGAUUCCUCUUUUUGUUGUUUAUAUUGUGUUUGGUGUUUUUUACCGUUAUAUACGCAAAAAUCGGUGCCGUUAUUUGGAGGCGCAAGAAAACCAGGAUAGGGGAACCAAUUUCCAGUUCCCCAAAUGGCCACGCUCUGAAAGAUUCGAACACUCCCUCGGACCAAAUUUCUUCUGAUCCAAUCAGCACAGAGAUGUCCUCUGACCACGAGGCCUAUAACGAAAAACGUGCGUCCAGUGAUUCUAAACAAGCAUUCGGUAAAAGACUCUCCAGAAAUAACGUGCGCGUUACCAGGACAACGGUGGUGUUGUUUGCCGUGACCGUUGCCUACGUCAUUAGUUUUCUGCCCUUUCUCAUCGUCAUGGUGGUGAGGAGUGUGGUGAAGAACUUUGAGGAAAACCUUAACACCGAGGAGGAGGUCGUCUAUAAAUUUUGCUCCAAAUCUUACUUCAUUAACAACGCAAUUAAUCCGGUGAUUUACAGUUUUCUUAACAUUAACUUUCGGAAGGACAUCAAAGUGAUUUUUAAAAAGUGUUGCUCCACUUGCUGCGGAUGUCGCAAUUGAGAUUUUUUCCCCCGGAGAUUCAUUAUUAGUGACAACAUUUUGAUAUAUCUUUUGUAUUCAUACCCAUAACCGCAUUAAAUUUACUUUGACAUUUCA